Messenger RNA from Parnassius apollo (apollo), 234 nucleotides. NCBI's taxonomy places the organism in Eukaryota, Metazoa, Arthropoda, Insecta, Lepidoptera, Papilionidae. The record is from the annotation of a GenBank genome assembly.
AUGGAGGCGAGUAUAACUGAACUUAAUGAUGAUUUAAAAUCUGCUUUGAAUGGGUUCAGGGAGGAGAUAUGCUCCCUUCGUGCUGAACAUGAGCGUCUAAAGCAUCAAAAUGCUGAUAUAUCCCAUGAUGUCUCAGAAUUAAAAGCAUCCAUGCAGUUUCUUUCUGGGGAACAAGACGAUUUCAAAAAAAAGUGGACGGCACAAUACAUCAAUCUACCGAACAAUCCAGCCUAA